ACAGCUGUGUCUGGGAGGUUUUCUAUCAGCAGCCCUCACCAGAGCUCCUGGAAAAUCUCAUUUUCUUCUCACUUUGGCCCAUCUCUGAGCCCUGCUCCAAGCACAGCCCUCCCCACCGAAGUCAUGAAGAACCUUACAACCUUCUGUGCAGGAGCUACUUCCAUGUGGGCUUCCUGCUGCGGGUUGCUGAAUGAAGUCAUGGGGACUGGAGCUGUCCGUGGCCAACAGUCCGGCUUUGCAGGAGGCGCUGGCCCGUUCCGCUUUGCACCAAACGCGGCUUUUUCAUCGUGUCCGUCUCCAGCUGCAGCAGCUGCUAACGUGGUUUGCAAAGCCUGUGGACUUCCCUUUUCAGUGUUUAGGAAAAAACAUGUGUGUUGUGACUGCAAGAAGGAUUUUUGCUCGGUUUGUUCUGUCUCACAAGAGAAUCUCAGAAGAUGUUCUACUUGUCACUUGCUGCAAGAAACAGCAUUUCAGCGGCCACAGCUCAUGAGAUUGAAAGUCAAGGACCUGCGUCAGUACCUUAUUCUCAGAAACAUACCGACAGAUACUUGCAGGGAGAAAGAAGACCUGGUGGAUCUCGUGCUGUGCCACCACGGCUUAGGCUCUGAGGAGGAUAUGGACGCUGGUAGCUUGCGCUCAUCACGGUCACAGACUUCUGGGUUUUUUACUCAUCCAUUUUCUAUGUCUGUGUCAGUGUCGUCUCAAGGAGACCUUGCAAACAGAGGGGGAAGCACAGGAAAUGGGACACCUUUACGGGGCCAAACUGAAACAUCUUCUAUAAAUAACGAUGACGAAGAAAGUGCUGAGGAACAGACUCCCGGAUUGUCCAGGAAACGAGCAAGAGCCUCUCUGUCUGAUAUUUCAAGUCUGGACGACAUCGAAGGCUUGAGUGUUCGGCAGCUGAAGGAGAUCCUUGCAUGUAAUUUUGUCAACUACUCAGGAUGCUGUGAGAAAUGGGAACUUGUGGAAAAAGUGAGCAGGCUGUACAGAGAGAGUGAGGAAAACCACAAAACGCAGGGUGAGAAGGUACAGCUGAAUGACAACGACGACAACUUGUGCCGGAUCUGCAUGGAUGCAGUGAUCGACUGCGUCCUGCUGGAAUGCGGCCACAUGGUGACUUGCACAAAGUGCGGCAAGAGAAUGAGCGAGUGCCCCAUCUGCCGGCAGUACGUUGUACGGGCUGUGCAUGUGUUUAAAUCUUAAAUGAAGACCAAAAGCAAAUUUUAGUCACCCUUUGACUACCAGGAUUUCUGUGGGCAGGAGUGCUGAACGCUGGGGCGCAGAUCAGAUUUUUAAUUCUCAAACACAACAUUUUGAACAUCAGGACGUAAAAGUUUAUGAACGCUUUUUUACAGCAUACUUAAUCUGACGGUUGGGCGGGAUGAUGUGAUGCCUGUGCGAACAGUGAUAGAGCUGCCUGACUUUCCUUAAACCCACAAACUGUUCGAGUCAAACUGUUUACAGCAGUUAUUGCUCUCUUCUGAAGAAUAUCAGCCCUAGUUAUUGCAUUCAGUACUCAGCAAGUGGUCACAGAAACCACCUUUGCUCAACCAUAUUCGUGCUACAUUGUCUAGUCCUUUAGAACUUAUCGGUUGAAUAUUCUGCUCUUAUGUAAUUAAACAAAUAUAGAAUGUAACUGACACUGUUCCUGUAACAGUGUUAACAGUAUAAAGACUCAAGAAAGCACUGCCAUUAACUGUACCUGCACAGAAGACCUUAAGCAAUCUGUUUGAUGGUGAUUGCUGCGCUCAGAAUGUCAAACAUUGCCCAUCUUGGCCAUUCUUUGUCACUCUGUAGAGCUCGCUCAUGUGAUAUCCAAAUACUGCUUACUAAGUAUUUUUUUUUAGUUUAGGAGUAUUUUUUUAAGAAAGGAGGUACAGGAAACCAUAUUCUUGUGGUUCUUAAUCCACUCAUGCCUAUUGUAACUAUUAAUCUAAUGUGAUGAUUGUAUUUCAUGUGCCGACAACCUGAUAUUACUGUGAAUACUAAUCAGGGUCAUGAAACUACUUGCUGCUAACACGUGGAAUGUAUAGUACUGCUAACCUUAACGGGGAGUGGUUUUGUUAAGGAUAGGGGAAAGGAAACCUUAUCUUUAAAACCUCACAUUCACCAACAUUGACCAAGGCUGAGUCACCAUUACCCCUGCCUCCCAUCAGCUGCUGCAUACCUGUGCUGCUGUCGGCCCAGCUUCCAGCAGGGUGUCGUCUUGGAGCAAAGACCUUCUCAGUGCCUGGGGCUGCCAUGCAGCCUUCUGAGGGAACAGAGCUGCAAAAUCACUUCAAAUGUAGGGACGGGAUCCCUGUGUCCAAGCACGGUCCUGCUGGUGCUUGACUAAGAGUUAAGUUUGUGGUUAAAAGACAAAAAAAAAAAAAGAGGAAAAAAAGUUCAGCUAAACCUGCAGUUUCUCCUUUGAAUUUCCCCCAUGCUAACGAAGUAAUGGAGGUAAGAAGAUGUUUCACCAGGGCUUUAAUACCUGGUAAUUCUUACCUCUGCUACCCCACCUCUCAUUCCGGCUCUCUUAUGUGGCUGGCUUAAAAAAUGAGAAAGCAGCUCCUCCUCAAAACAAAAUAUGCAGCUUUAAGACACUGCUGGCUAUUUUUCAGAAGGGAGCAAACCUCUCAAUGGCUUUAUUUUUUAGAAGUAACUUUUUAAUGAUACUUAAUUCCCGGAGUCUCCGUUGAGUGGGUAAGCUAAUGAGAAACAUACCGUAUGUUACUUCCAUGCUGAUCGUUAGCCACACAGGCUUAAUAAAGAUUUGUGAUGGGC
Messenger RNA from Gallus gallus (chicken), 2766 nucleotides. RefSeq names its product ring finger protein 34 (gene RNF34). The transcript is spliced from 6 exons. The coding region runs from base 124 to 1203 and encodes 359 amino acids. Lineage: Eukaryota; Metazoa; Chordata; Aves; Galliformes; Phasianidae. Gene Ontology annotation, cellular component: cytoplasm; plasma membrane. Gene Ontology annotation, biological process: protein K48-linked ubiquitination; negative regulation of extrinsic apoptotic signaling pathway via death domain receptors; proteasome-mediated ubiquitin-dependent protein catabolic process. Gene Ontology annotation, molecular function: ubiquitin protein ligase activity. The record is from RefSeq and is marked validated.